AUGGCUACUCACUCAAGAUUUUUAUACGUGCUUCUUCUUCUUUCAUGCAUUGUUUUUGCAUUGAUUGCGGAGAGUUCUGGAGAUAAUGUGGAGAAUAAAAACGAGGAUGAUGGUUGUUCUUCGUGGAAUUGGCGUGGAUGCGGCAGUUUUUAUAGACAACCUUCCAAAACAUAUGGUGCUGGAUAUGGUGGUGAAAGGUAUGGCCAUGGAGAAAGGUAUGGAGCUGGUAUGAAUGGUUAUGGUGGUGGCUAUGGUGGUGGUGGUGGCGGCGGAGAAGGUGGUGGUGCCAAUGGAGGAUCAGGUCAUGGAAGUGGAUCCGGCGCGGGUGCUGGUGUUGGAGUUGGUGGAGCAGCAGGUGGAGGUGGUGGCGGCGGAGGUGGAGAAGGUGGUGGUUCCAAUGGAGGAUCAGGUCGUGGAAGUGGAUCCGGCGUAGGUGCUGGUGUUGGUGGAGCAGCAGGUGGAGCAGGAGGAGGUGGAGGCGGCGGGGGUGGAGAAGGUGGUGGUUCCAAUGGAGGAUCAGGUCAUGGAAGCGGAUCUGGCGCGGGUGCUGGUGUCGGAGUUAGUAAAGCAGGGGGUGGAGCAGGAGGAGGUGGAGGAGGCGGGGGCGGAGAAGGCGGUGGUGCAAAUGGAGGAUCGGGUCAUGGAAGCGGAUCCGGAGCGGGUGCUGGUGUUGGAGUUGGUGGAGCAGGAGGAGGAGGAGGUGGAGGAGGCGGUGGCGGUGAAGGUGGUGGUGCCAAUGGAGGAUCAGGUCAUGGAAGCGGAUCCGGCGCUGGUGCUGGUGUCGGAGUUGGUGGAAUAUCGGGUGGAGCAGGAGGAGGUGGAGGAGGCGGGGGUGGAGAAGGUGUUGGUGCCAAUGGAGGAUCGGGUCAUGGAAGCGGAUCCGGUGCGGGUGCUGGUGGCGGAGUUGGUGGAGCAGGAGGAGGUGGAGGGGGUGGGGGCGGAGAAGGUGGUGGUACCAAUGGAGGAGGUGGAGGUGGUGGUGGAGGGGGUGGAGGAGGUGGUGGCGGAGAAGGUGGUGGAGGUGGAGGUGGUGGUGGAGGGGGUGGAGGAGGUGGUGGCGGAGAAGGUGGUGGUGCCAAUGGAGGAUCUGGUCACGGAAGUGGAUCCGGUGCUGGUACUGGUGUUGGAGCAGGAGGUGGAGGUGGUGGUGGAGGGGGUGGAGGAGGUGGUGGCGGAGAAGGUGGUGGUGCCAAUGGAGGUUCUGGUCACGGAAGUGGAUCCGGUGCUGGUACUGGUGUUGGAGCAGGAGGUGGAGGUGGUGGUGGAGGGGGUGGAGGAGGUGGUGGCGGAGAAGGUGGUGGUGCCAAUGGAGGUUCUGGUCACGGAAGUGGAUCCGGUGCUGGUACUGGUGUUGGAGCAGGAGGUGGAGGUGGUGGUGGAGGGGGUGGAGGAGGUGGUGGCGGAGAAGGUGGUGGUGCCAAUGGAGGUUCUGGUCACGGAAGUGGAUCCGGUGCUGGUACUGGUGUUGGAGCAGGAGGUGGAGGUGGUGGUGGAGGGGGUGGAGGAGGUGGUGGCGGAGAAGGUGGUGGUGCCAAUGGAGGUUCUGGUCACGGAAGUGGAUCCGGUGCUGGUACUGGUGUUGGAGCAGGAGGUGGAGGUGGUGGUGGAGGGGGUGGAGGAGGUGGUGGCGGAGAAGGUGGUGGUGCCAAUGGAGGUUCUGGUCACGGAAGUGGAUCCGGUGCUGGUACUGGUGUUGGAGCAGGAGGUGGAGGUGGUGGUGGAGGGGGUGGAGGAGGUGGUGGCGGAGAAGGUGGUGGUGCCAAUGGAGGUUCUGGUCACGGAAGUGGAUCCGGUGCUGGUACUGGUGUUGGAGCAGGAGGUGGAGGUGGUGGUGGAGGGGGUGGAGGAGGUGGUGGCGGAGAAGGUGGUGGUGCCAAUGGAGGUUCUGGUCACGGAAGUGGAUCCGGUGCUGGUACUGGUGUUGGAGCAGGAGGUGGAGGUGGUGGUGGAGGGGGUGGAGGAGGUGGUGGCGGAGAAGGUGGUGGUGCCAAUGGAGGUUCUGGUCACGGAAGUGGAUCCGGUGCUGGUACUGGUGUUGGAGCAGGAGGUGGAGGUGGUGGUGGAGGGGGUGGAGGAGGUGGUGGCGGAGAAGGUGGUGGUGCCAAUGGAGGUUCUGGUCACGGAAGUGGAUCCGGUGCUGGUACUGGUGUUGGAGCAGGAGGUGGAGGUGGUGGUGGAGGGGGUGGAGGAGGUGGUGGCGGAGAAGGUGGUGGUGCCAAUGGAGGUUCUGGUCACGGAAGUGGAUCCGGUGCUGGUACUGGUGUUGGAGCAGGAGGUGGAGGUGGUGGUGGAGGGGGUGGAGGAGGUGGUGGCGGAGAAGGUGGUGGUGCCAAUGGAGGUUCUGGUCACGGAAGUGGAUCCGGUGCUGGUACUGGUGUUGGAGCAGGAGGUGGAGGUGGUGGUGGAGGGGGUGGAGGAGGUGGUGGCGGAGAAGGUGGUGGUGCCAAUGGAGGUUCUGGUCACGGAAGUGGAUCCGGUGCUGGUACUGGUGUUGGAGCAGGAGGUGGAGGUGGUGGUGGAGGGGGUGGAGGAGGUGGUGGCGGAGAAGGUGGUGGUGCCAAUGGAGGUUCUGGUCACGGAAGUGGAUCCGGUGCUGGUACUGGUGUUGGAGCAGGAGGUGGAGGUGGUGGUGGAGGGGGUGGAGGAGGUGGUGGCGGAGAAGGUGGUGGUGCCAAUGGAGGUUCUGGUCACGGAAGUGGAUCCGGUGCUGGUACUGGUGUUGGAGCAGGAGGUGGAGGUGGUGGUGGAGGGGGUGGAGGAGGUGGUGGCGGAGAAGGUGGUGGUGCCAAUGGAGGUUCUGGUCACGGAAGUGGAUCCGGUGCUGGUACUGGUGUUGGAGCAGGAGGUGGAGGUGGUGGUGGAGGGGGUGGAGGAGGUGGUGGCGGAGAAGGUGGUGGUGCCAAUGGAGGUUCUGGUCACGGAAGUGGAUCCGGUGCUGGUACUGGUGUUGGAGCAGGAGGUGGAGGUGGUGGUGGAGGGGGUGGAGGAGGUGGUGGCGGAGAAGGUGGUGGUGCCAAUGGAGGUUCUGGUCACGGAAGUGGAUCCGGUGCUGGUACUGGUGUUGGAGCAGGAGGUGGAGGUGGUGGUGGAGGGGGUGGAGGAGGUGGUGGCGGAGAAGGUGGUGGUGCCAAUGGAGGUUCUGGUCACGGAAGUGGAUCCGGUGCUGGUACUGGUGUUGGAGCAGGAGGUGGAGGUGGUGGUGGAGGGGGUGGAGGAGGUGGUGGCGGAGAAGGUGGUGGUGCCAAUGGAGGUUCUGGUCACGGAAGUGGAUCCGGUGCUGGUACUGGUGUUGGAGCAGGAGGUGGAGGUGGUGGUGGAGGGGGUGGAGGAGGUGGUGGCGGAGAAGGUGGUGGUGCCAAUGGAGGUUCUGGUCACGGAAGUGGAUCCGGUGCUGGUACUGGUGUUGGAGCAGGAGGUGGAGGUGGUGGUGGAGGGGGUGGAGGAGGUGGUGGCGGAGAAGGUGGUGGUGCCAAUGGAGGUUCUGGUCACGGAAGUGGAUCCGGUGCUGGUACUGGUGUUGGAGCAGGAGGUGGAGGUGGUGGUGGAGGGGGUGGAGGAGGUGGUGGCGGAGAAGGUGGUGGUGCCAAUGGAGGUUCUGGUCACGGAAGUGGAUCCGGUGCUGGUACUGGUGUUGGAGAAGGAGGUGGAGGUGGUGGUGGAGGGGGUGGAGGAGGUGGUGGCGGAGAAGGUGGUGGUGCCAAUGGAGGAUCCGGUCAUGGAAGUGGAUCAGGGGCUGGUGCUGGUGUUGGAGUUGGAGUUGGAGGAGCAGGAGGAGGUGGAGGUGGUGGUGGCGGAGAAGGUGGUGGUGCCAAUGGAGGAUCCGGUCAUGGAAGUGGAUCAGGGGCUGGUGCUGGUGUUGGAGUUGGAGGAGCAGGAGGAGGUGGAGGUGGUGGUGGCGGAGAAGGUGGUGGUGCCAAUGGAGGAUCCGGUCAUGGAAGUGGAUCAGGGGCUGGUGCUGGUGUUGGAGUUGGAGGAGCAGGAGGAGGUGGAGGUGGUGGUGGCGGAGAAGGUGGUGGUGCCAAUGGAGGUUCUGGUCACGGAAGCGGAUCCGGUGCUGGUACUGGUGUUGGAGCAGGAGGUGGAGCAGGUGGAGGUGGUGGUGGAGGAGGUGCUGGUUCCGGCAAUGGAUAUGGUUACGGUAGUGGUUAUGGUGCUGGUUUUGGGAUGGGUAAAGGUAGUGGUAGUGGAGGAGGUGGCGGUGGUGGUGGUGGAGGUAGCGGUGGAGGAAGUGGAAGUGGAAGAGGAGAGGGAUAUGGGACGGGAGAAGGAACCGGUACAAGCAAUGGAGGAGGAGUAGGAGUAGGUUUUGGAAUGGGCAUUGGCUUUGGUAUUGGCAUUGGAGGAGGAAAUGGCGGUGGUGCCACUUAUCAAACCAAUAUCAAUGGAGAUAAAAAUUCUCCUUAAGGAAUAUGGAGGCGAUAGAUAUCUAUCUCACUUUCAGUUCCAUUUGAUAAGGAUUUUCGUUUUAAUUUUUGAUUUUUAGUUAUUUUAUGUACUAAUCUCAUCGAUAAAAUCAUGUACGAUGAAUUCAUUUUCCAACAUAAUAAAAUUACAGGACUUUGUUUUUACUAGGUAAAACGUACGUACGCCAUGCAGUAUG
Messenger RNA from Brassica oleracea var. oleracea, 4600 nucleotides. RefSeq names its product fibroin heavy chain-like. The record is from RefSeq and is a predicted model, not a curated record. The coding region runs from base 1 to 4404 and encodes 1467 amino acids. The transcript has 3 exons. NCBI's taxonomy places the organism in Eukaryota, Viridiplantae, Streptophyta, Magnoliopsida, Brassicales, Brassicaceae.